AUGAAGGUUCUCUUCUGGAAUAUCCGUGGCAUUGGUAACGAUGACUCUCGGACGGAGCUCUCUAACAUCUGUCGGUUGCAUCACCCGGAUUUGGUUUGCAUUGCAGAGCCUAUGGUGACUUUUAAUUCUAUUUCAGCUGCUUAUUGGGAUUCUUUAAAUCUAUCUGCUCUUACUUUUAAUUCUAGAGGAACUCUUGCUCCCAACCUUUGGUUACUAACAUCUUCAGCUUGUGCAGACCCUUUAGUUAUCUCUAUCUCGGAUCAACAGGUUACGGUUCGCUGUACUUUUGACCAUAUCCCAAGCCAGUUCACAUUUGUUUAUGCAAGCACUUCACCUAUCAAAAGAAGAGACUUGUGGGCUGAUUUUAUCUCUCUGCGCCCACAAACACAAGUUCCAUUGAUGGCUAUUGGUGAUUUCAAUGCUAUCCUGGGCGCUCACGAGCAGAUGGGAGGAGGCAGACCGUCCCAAGCUUCAUGCGCUCAGUUUAGUAAUAUGUCUGACACUUGUAACUUUACCCACUUGAACACAUCUGGGGCAGCCUUUACAUGGUCCAAUGGCUGGAGGUCACGUGGUCGCACUGAAAGAAGGUUAGAUCGCUCCUUGUGUGAUAUUAGCUGGUUUGAUUCUUGGCCCCACUCUAACUGCAUAGCAUUGCCAAAAGUAGUCUCUGAUCACAACCCCCUUAUCUUCUCUGGUUCUAGAGUUUUGAGCAAUGGUCAUCGUCCUUUCCGUUUUCAAUCAAUGUGGGUUCAACAUCCAUCUUUUCGAGAAACUGUAACUCAUUGCUGGAGAAAUACAGUUGUCUAUGGUUGUCCUAUGUUUAUCAUUCUGCAAAAAUUGAAAGCUCUAAAAACCUGCUUGCGCCAAUGGAAUUUUUCGGUCUUUGGUGACGUCCAUAAUAGAGUGGCUAAUGCUCGGCAUAAUCUUUCUAUGAUUCAACAAAGAAUUUCAACUGAGGGUAUAAAUAAUGAUCUUUUCGAGGAGGAGAUUGUCGCCAAGACUACAGUAAUGGAGUCUCUCCAAAUGCAGGAGGCAUUUUGGAAAGAUAGAGCUCGUGUUAAGUGGUUAACUAAAGGGGAUAGAAAUUCUUCUUUCUUUCAUGCCUAUGCUCGUAUUAAAUCAUCCAGCUCUCAUAUCAGUUGUAUUCUUGAUGGAAACAAUCUUCUUACUGACCCGCUGGCAAUUGACAACCAUAUUGUUAAUUUCUAUCAGACUUUGUUCGGCUCUUCUUUCACCCCUUCAGGUAUUGAUGAGGUUUGUGAAGUCAUCCAGCCGAUGGUCACAGACUCUGAAAAUGAUCUCUUAUCUGCCUUACCUUCUGAUGAGGAAAUUAAGGAGGCAGUUUUCUCUUAA
Molecule: messenger RNA, 1353 nt
Organism: Malus domestica (apple)
Lineage: Eukaryota; Viridiplantae; Streptophyta; Magnoliopsida; Rosales; Rosaceae
Source: RefSeq, a predicted model, not a curated record